AUGCGGGAAGUCAACUUCAGCAUUCCAAACGUGAACAAGGCCUCGGUCAACAUCACCACCACCCUUUAUGACCGACGUGCCCUUGACUGCACAUCAACAUUGCCCCUGAUCAACUCGCUCAAUCACCUUGCAUACCUCACAACCUCGUCCGCUCGCAUUCGAGAUAUCCUUACCGUCGAUGGCGGGAUCGAAAGACUCGUGUGCAUCCUGAAGGAGGGCAGGAGCAAGGACCUCAUGGAAAUGUGGAAAUGGAGUCUCGCGUUUCAGUGUGUAGUCAAUAUCGGUGUCCGCGGCUCCGAAAGUGUGCGGACCAGAGUGGUGGAAGCCGAUAUGGUUCCGGUGAUUGCCACCAUCCUAGACAACUACAUCAAGGUGGUGGACAAGGUCCGCGCCCGCGGCGAGACCGAGCCUCAUAAACACUCGCCCAGUCGCCAGGCCAGCAAAUCGACGACAUCAACCCGCGAGAUCACUUCCCACUCACCUGCACCCGAGUCCGCCGCCCACGCUGAAACUCGUUCUUCCCGCCGACAGGCCCCUCCGCCUAGCAUCGAAAUCCCGCAAGCCACCUACUACCAAGAAACGCAACCGACCGAUUCCGAUGCGAUGGAUAUUACCUCUCCGCCUCGUGCCCCCAUGACCUCGCCUCCCGAACGAAGCACCUUCCGACCAGAGGCUCACACCCAUCGGUCUCAUGAUGGCCUGUACUCUCGUUCAAAUCACCGUUUGCACACAAUGCAGCCCCUUGCCACUGCCGUCCCUCCCAUAGAUGGGACCGAAGCGUUUGGUCUGCGACCAGUCCGUGAUGCGGAGCGCCUUCCAAGCAUGCUUCCCGGGCUGCAGACUGGCAUCAUCUCUCAACCCGACUCCCCCACAACCCCAAGUGGCCCUCUCCAGCCUCAAUCUCGAAGUGUUCCUCCACCUCCUCCGCCUGUCAGAUCGCGCCCUGCUAUUCGGCAGCAGCAGUCUGGAUCGGGCGAGUCGGACGACGCCAAUGGCGAAGACUCGACCAUGGGAGAUGACAAUGUUUUGGGGCAGACCGACGAUCCCAUCGUUGGUCUCCCGAAUCGAAUGGAGAUUGAUGGUGUUGAUGAGCGACAGACGGCCAUGAUUGACGACGUUUCCACGACCCAUGGCCUCACGGUAACCGACCCCUCCGAGGAGGGCCAAGAAGCCGAAACCUUCAAUAUUGCUCACCGCUCUGCCGUUGACGGCAGCAUCAUCAACAACACUCCUCAGACUGCUGGUGGCCUGGGUCUUUCCCCCACUCAAGCCCCUAAUCAUCCUAAUUCUCCAACUCUUGCCCCCAGUCCAUACGCCAUGUACCUCCGUGACCGAAAUAUGCCCGUGUCGCAACACGUCCUGACGACUAUGCCUCGCGAUGAAGAUGUGUUGAUGUCGUUGCAGCUCUUAGCCUAUGUGUCUAAGUACUGCAACCUCCGAUCAUACUUCCAGCGCUCUCACUUGGUGCCCAAGCUCAAGAUCGAUCAUGAGUUGCACCUGCUGGAUGAUAAUCCCGAUUCAUCUUCUCCAGUCGAAAUGCCCGAGAACGAGGACGAGUACCUCCUUCCCGACGAUGUCAACAUCUUCCCCCUGGUGGAGAAGUUCACGGUUCGACACCAUUCGAAGGAUAUGCAGUACUGGGCGUGUGUUGUCAUGCGGAACCUCUGCCGCAAGGAUGAGUCGCGGGGUGGCAUUCGACAAUGUGCCUACUACAAGUGUGGCAAGUGGGAAGAGUUCCAGCGACAGUUCGCCAAGUGCCGCCGCUGUCGCCGCACCAAAUACUGCAGCAAAGACUGCCAGAAGGCCGCGUGGGUGUACCACCGUCACUGGUGCCACACGACCCCUUGA
Molecule: messenger RNA, 1848 nt
Organism: Penicillium maclennaniae
Lineage: Eukaryota; Fungi; Ascomycota; Eurotiomycetes; Eurotiales; Aspergillaceae
Gene: samB
Product: MYND-type zinc finger protein MUB1
Exons: 1
Coding region: 1-1848 (615 amino acids)
Biological process (GO): establishment or maintenance of cell polarity; ubiquitin-dependent protein catabolic process
Cellular component (GO): MUB1-RAD6-UBR2 ubiquitin ligase complex
Source: RefSeq, a predicted model, not a curated record